This is a messenger RNA of Coregonus sp. 'balchen', 19132 nucleotides long. The record is from the annotation of a GenBank genome assembly. Lineage: Eukaryota; Metazoa; Chordata; Actinopteri; Salmoniformes; Salmonidae.
AUGGAGAGAAAGACAGAGCGAAGGUAAGACAGAUGGAGAGAGAUGAUAUAUUCUGUGAGGGAGCGAUGUAGACUUUAUUGCAGACACACUGCAGAAGAUGAACCUUAUCCCCGCAAGAGCGGACUAGCAGAAGUAGGUCAUCUCUUGCAUUAAAAAUAACUUUUCCCCUGUGGCUUCCAGCGCUAACACUGUGCUAGCGUGGAGUCGGUGACGAGUCAUGUGCGACGGCUCUUAGUCAUCAAGCAGACUGUCAAGAAUUAAAACUUGAAAGCCUCGGAUAAAUAAGUGAUAACGGAAAUCCACCCUCCUGCCACAUGGGAGUAGUGUUCCCUGUGAAAUCUCUCCACAUCCGUCUGAGCGGUUCCCUGCAGACAUGUUGUGUUUGAGGGAUUGGAGUGCAUCCAUAUUCAGCCAUGUUCACAGCUAGAGGGUAGAUACCAUGUUUUGUCUUCAAACAGUACAGAAUGCUGUAUGCCUUGUUUGGCUUUGAGAACACCUAGUCUGUAUUGUCAUUGAUCCAUGUUUUAAUAUUCGUCAUUUCAAAGCAACUUUUUUUUUUUCUCCUUUUGUUUUCUUUCUCAUUCCUCAUUAGGAGAGAUGUAUCUGGAGAACACUAAUCACUGCCUCAUGCUGUACUGUACUGUGGAGCCUCCCCCAAUAGUGAUGUGGGUCAUUUUGGUUCCCAGCCGGCCAUUUCUGUUCAACUCGAACAUCAAGAAUAUUGCACAUCAGUGCAAAAAACAACAACCAUGUCAACAAUAAACCCUGCCAUUUAGGUACCUACAUGCUCGUGUGGGGGGAUGUGUCUUCCCUAUAAAAAUGUAAUUGACAUCUCACCUCACCGACUUAAAGGUUGGAAGUAACACGCCGCAGGAAAUCUGCCAAAAACAGUCAGUGGCCGACCAUCCUCUGCUGUCCCUGCGGUGUGUUCUAGGCAGGGACCACUUACUGGGUGGUGUUGGUCAUCUUUCCCAAUUCGACAUGUAGAAUCUGCCUUCGCUAAUGUCUUUCAACCGUGAGCCAGAGUGCCAGGGCACUUCACCCACACGAUAACGAAAAUGACACUUAAGAAAUGCAAAUAGGGGUGAGGAGGAGUCUACCGUGUCCGCAAGCGACUUCACCAUUCAUGUUCUCUAUUCAGGGUUCACUCAAACAUUAGUUUUUAAGCUUUGUUUUACUAUUGAGUUACAGCUGAUUUUGGGAUUGUAUAUCAAUUCGCUCUCCUUAAAUAUGUAAUCUGAUUUAUUCGUUUCAGUCUCUGAAUUGUUUAAUCAAUCUUUUGGCCGCCAUCUCCUGAUAUCAGGGCAUAAAAACUACAAUAAUUAGCCCAAAGCGCAAGUGUGGCGCAUGUGCAUCAAACUAGGCCCGAGCUUGUUUCCCUGGCUAAACUAGCUGGCUAGCUGAACUAUGCUAUUUUUCGUAGUCAUUGCACCCUCAACUUUAAAACUUCUUUGCAAGUUAUAAAAGCAUGUAACUAAUACAUUUGCUGUAAAGAAACUUGAAAAGGAUUGCUUGUUUUGUUGAAUAGUCAUGACUGGUUCAAGAUAUCUGUCAUAAGACGCCGGUGGCAAAGGAUAUCAUUGCUACUUAACACGGCUCCAAGUUCAGUUUUGAGAUCCACAUUGGCGUAGGUUAGCUACAUGUUUCUGACUGGUCUUGGAACUGUGUCAGCGGGCAACCUCUCCCCGCUUGGCUUAAUGGAUAUGUGAUGAUUUUGCCAACACAGUCAGAUAUGUACACAGUUUUGUAGCCUUAACCUUUUUUUAAACAGACUCUUAUUUUGCCCUCAGAACAUCCUAAAUUAAUCAGGGCAUGGACUAUACAAGGUGUUGAAAGCAUUCCAAAGGGAUGCUGGCCCAUGUUGACUCCGAUUCUACCCAAAGUUGUGUCAAGUUGGCUGGAUGUCCUUUGGGUGGUGGACCAUUCUUGAUAUAGACAGGAAACGGUUGAGUGUGAAAAACCUAGCAGUGUUGCAGUUCUUGACUCAAACCGGUGUGCCUGGCACCUACUACCAUACCCCGUUCAAAGGCACUUAAAUCUUGUCUUGCCCAUUCACCCUCUAAAUGGCACACAUACACAAUCCAUGUCUCAAUUCUCAAGGCUCCUUUAACCUGUCCACUCCCCUUCAUCUACACUGAUUUCAAGUGGAUUUAACAAGUGACAUGAAAAAGGGAUCAUAGCAUUCACCUGGUGAGUCGGUCAUGGAAAGAGCAGGUGUCGUUAAUGUUUUGUACACUCAGUGUAUAAGCUGUCAGCUAAGCCUGGGGGGUGCGUUCCAGAGCACUUUCCUGCCAACGGCCAGUCAAAAGCUGACACUGGCUGAAUUUCACCCAGUCUUUUUGGUUAUGGUAUAGCUUUAAGGCCACAUUCAUGACCAUGAGAGCUCAUUAUUUAAGAAUAGGGGCACUUUAUUCAAUCAAAACUGGUAUUCAGACAUGUCUGUGGUCUAGGCCUGGGCCUAAAACUAAAGUAUCCAUUUGGUGCAGGAAAUUGCAUUUGCUUUAGGUUCUCAGCUAAUCUGAUGAUUCACUUUUGUUUGAUCCAAGAUUACUCACUCGGUAAAGGCAGGAAGAUGCAUUUUUUUCUCUCUAGAACACGCGUCAUUCUUCCUUCCAUAAUCUGUCUUGAGCUCCCCGCUCUCCUGUCACAACUGAAUGGCAGAUGGGGUGAUUGCUUCUCCGGCUGUCCUAAAAGGCCCCAUCCUCGCGUUCUUUUGAUGAAUCAAUUAUUCCCACACCAUGGACGAAGUGCACUGUGUAGACUAGUUGACCAGCGGUCUUAAGCAGACCUCGCCGAGUGCCUCCAGCUGGUCUCUAUGGCUUAUCAACAGGGUAGGUUACUUUCUGAAUGUAAUCCUUUACUAAUUACCUGUCCAAAAUUUGUAUCAGUAACAACUUUUGGAUUACCCAAACUCAGUAACCUAAUCUGAUUACUUUCCGUUACUUUUUGAUUAUUUUCCCCUUAAGAGGCAUUAGAAGAAGACCGAAAGGAUCCAUGAAACGCAUUUGAUGUGUCGUCAAAGUGAUCUCUGAGUUGUGGUCAGACUCGCUCAGACGGGAAUAAACAAACGUGCACAUUUUUUCUAUGCUGAAUUGAAUGUCAUUGAGAAAACAAAGGUGUCAUAAUGUAUUUUUGCACAAACAUCCUUUCUGAAUUUUAAAGUAAUCCAAGAAGUAAUCCCAGAGUUUUUCAAAAGUAUCUGUAACCUGAUUACAAUAUUUUAGCGGGUACAAAACUGAUUACAGUUACUGUUGUUUUGUAAUCUGAUUACAUGUAGCUGAUUUUAUAUUUUUACAUUUUAGUCAUUUAGCAGAUGCUCUUAUCCAGAGCGACUUACAAUUAUUAUUAUUCUUUUAUGGGGUGUGGUGGGGGGGGGGGUAUAUACUAUUCCAGGUAUUCCUUAAAGAGGUAGGGUUUCAAGUGUCUCCGGAAGGUGGUCAGUGACUCCGCCGUCCUGGCGUCGUGGGGGAGCUUGUUCCAUCAUUGAGGUGCACGAGCAGCUAAUAGCUUUGACUGGGAACUGUGCUUCCGUAAAGGUAGGGGGGCUAGCAGGCCAGAGGUGGAUGAACGUAGUGCCCUCGUUUGGGUGUAGGGUCUGAUCAGAGCCUGAAGGUAAGGAGGUGCCGUUCCCCUCACAGCUCCGUAGGCAAGCACCAUGGUUUUGUAGUAGAUGCGAGCUUAAACUGGAAGCCAGUGGAGUGUGCGGAGGAGCAGGGUGACAUGAGAGAACUUCGGAAGGUUGAACACCAGACGGGCUGCAGCGUUCUGGAUAAGUUGUAGGGGUUUAAUGGCACAGGCAGGGAGCCCAGCCAACAGUGAGUAGCAGUAAUCCAGACGGGAGAUGACAAGUGCCUGGAUUAGGACCUGUGCCGCUUUCUGUGUAAGGUAGGGUCGUACUCUGCAAAUGUUGUAGAGCAUGAACCUGCAGGAUCGGGUCACCACUUUGAUGUUAGCGGAGAAUGACAGGGUGUUGUCCAGGGUCACGCCAAGGUUCUUUGCACUCUGGGAGGAGGACACAAUGGAGUUGUCAACCGUGAUGGCGAGAUCAUGGAGCGGGCAGUCCUUCCCUGGGAGGAAGAGCAGCUCCGUCUUGCCGAGGUUCAGUUUGAGGUGGUGAUCCGACAUCCACACUGAUAUGUCUGCUAGACAUGCAGAGAUGAGAUUCGCCACCUGGUUAUCAGAAGGGGGAAAGGAGAAAAUUAAUUGUGUGUCAUCUGCGUAGCAAUGAUAGGAGAGACCAUGUGAGGAUAUGACAGAGCCAAGUGACUUGGUGUAUAGAGAGAAUAGGAGAAGGCCUAGAACUGAGACCUGGGGGACACCAGCGGUGAGAGCACGUGGCGCGGAGACAGAUUCUCGCCACACCACCUGGUAGGAGCGACCUGUCAGGUAGGACGCAAUCCAAGAGUGAGCAGCGCCGGAGAUGCCCAACUCGGAGAGGGUGGAGAGGAGGAUCUGAUGGUUCACAGUAUCAAAGGCAGCAGAUAGGUCUAGAAGGAUAAGAGCAGAGGAGAGAGUUAGCUUUAGCAGUGCGGAGAGCCUCCGUGACACAGAGAAGAGCAGUCUCAGUUGAAUGACCAUUCUUGAAACCUGACUGGUUUGGAUCAAGAAGGUCACUCUGAGAGAGAUAGCAGUAGAGUUGGCUAGAGACGGCACGCUCAAGAGUUUUGGAGAGAAAAGAAAGAAGGGAUACUGAUCUGUAGUUGUUGACAUCGAAGGGAUCGAGUGUAGGUUUUUUGAGAAGGGGUGCAACCCUCGCUCUCUUGAAGACUGAAGGGACAUAGCCAGCGGUCAAGGAUGAGUUGAUGAGCGAGGUGAGAUAAAGGAGAAGGUCUCCGGAAAUGGCCUGGAGAAGAGAGGAGGGGGUAGGGUCAAGCGGGCAGGUUGUUGGGCGGCCGGCCGUCACAAGUCUGAAGAUUUCAUCUGGAGAGAGAGAGGAGAAAGAAGUCAAAGCAUAGGGUAGGGCAGUGUGAGCAGGACCAGCAGUGUCAUUUUACUUAAUAAAUUAGGAUCGCAUGUUGUCAAACUUCUUUUCAAAAUGGUUGACGAAGUCAUCCACAGAGAGGGAUGAGGGAGGGGGAGGGGGAGGAGGAUUCAGCAGGGAGGAGAAAGUGGCAAAGAGCUUCCUAUGGUUAGAGGCAGAGGCUUGACAUUUAGAGUGGUAGAAAGUGGCUUUAGCAGCAGAAACAGAGGAAGAAAAUGUAGAGAGGAGGGAGUGAAAAGAUGACAGGUCCGCAUGUAGUCUAGUUUUCCUCCAUUUCCUGUUCUGUGAGCUCGCAAUGAGUUGUCAAGCCACGGAGCAGGAGGGGAGGACCGAGCCGGCCGGGAGGAUAGGGGACAUAGAGAGUCAAAAGAUGCAGAAAGGGAGGAGAGGAGGGUUGAGGAGGCAUAAUCAGGAGAUCGGAGGGAGAAGGAUUUAGCAGAGGGAAGAGAUGAUAGGAUGGAAGAGGAGAGAGUAGCGGGAGAGAGAGAGCGAAGGUUGCGACGGCACAUUACCAUCUGAGUAGGGGCAGAGUGAGUAGUGUUGGAGGAGAGCGAGAGAGAAAAGGAUAAAAAGUAGUGGUCGGUGACUUGGAGGGGAGUUGCAGUGAGAUUAGUAGAAGAACAGCAUCUAGUAAAGAUGAGGUCAAGCGUAUUGCCUGCCUUGUGAGUAGGGGGGGACGGUGAGAGGGUGAGGUCAAAAGAGGAAAGGAGUGGAAAGAAGGAGGCAGAGAGAAAUGAGUCAAAGGCAAACGUAGGGAGGUUAAAGUCACCCAGAACUGUGAGGGGUGAGCCAUCCUCAGGACAGGAGCUUAUCAAGGCGUCAAGCUCAUUGAUGAACUCUCCAAGGGAACCUGUAGGGCGAUAAAUGACAAGGCUGUUAAGCUUGAAUGGGCUAGUGACUGUGACAGCAUGGAAUUCAAAUGAGGAGAUAGACAGAUGGGUCAGGGGGAAAAGAGAGAAUGUCCACUUGGGAGAGAUGAGGAUUCCUGUGCCACCGCCGUGCUGACCAGAUGCCCUCGGGGUAUGCGAGAACACAUGGUCAGACGAGGAAAGAGCAGUAGGAGUAGCAGUGUUUUCUGUGGUAAUCCAUGUUUCCGUCAGCGCCAAGAAGUCGAGGGACUGGAGGGUAGCAUAGGCUGAGAUGAACUCUGCCUUGUUGGCUGCAGAACGGCAGUUCCAGAGGCUGUCGGAGACCUGGAACUCCACGGUAGUCGUGCGCCUAGGGACCACCAGAUUAGAGUUGCAGCAGCCACGCGGUGUGAAGCGUUUGUAUGGCCUGUGCAGAGAGGAGAGAACAGGGAUAGACAGACACAUAGUUGACAGGCUACAGUAAUUACUAUCCAACCCUGCUUAUCAAAUACACAAAGCAUGGCAAAUGUAGACCUGUGUCAACUGAGGCUUUAUUUAUCUAUUUUAUGUAGGCUAUUUAACUAGAUGAGUGAGUUUCCCGUGAAUUGCUAGCACUAUUAGAAUUGAGCUAUUCAAUCACUGAGCUUAGCCAUUGACGUGAUAGUCUAGCCAUUGAUCUCAUUGGGCCUAGCGAUUUUGCAAAAAUAUGCAAAUGUGGCUAUAUGCCUAUGGUGAUGUUCUAAGAUUUACGUUAAAGUACAAUCAUUUCUUAUGAAUUAUGGCAUCGAUGUACUCCAUAGAACGAGUUCCAUGCAUCUUAGGUUUUGGAUUUUUCUUGUUGAGUUCUGUUGGUGGUUAGCCAUUAGAAGCCUUUGGGCUACUUUUUCCAAAGUAUGUCAUGGUGAACUGAAAAUAGAAUAUCUUGAUCAGUCAUGUUUAAAAAUUCAGAUGCUCCAAAAAAAAAAAAGUUAAGCAGAUCCAAUUGUACUAACUCAGCAACUAAUAAUUAGAUCAUGCAAAAGCACCAAAUCGACAUGUUAUUUGUUUGCUUCAAAUCCUUUUUGAGAUUCCUGUCAGUCAGAACAACAACUGCUCUGCUACUUUUUCUUCAGUGGGCAACCAACGUUUUCUUUUGUCAGAACUGCACUGUUCAUUUUUUCAAGCAGUUUUUGAAGUACCUCCCUCCCUACCCACUUACUCAUACUCUUUCGCACUCGCUUGAUCGCUUUCUACUCAUCCUCCGCCUUGUGUUUUGGGGAAAAAAGCUAGGUCCUGGCUGUCAAUAAGGAGCUGCUCGACAGUUCAUCUCUCAGCAGAGGAGCCUCCCUGGUUGCCAGGAAGCCUCUUUGAUUUUCACACUGCACUUCCUGCCCGCUUCACACAGGGCUCGGGCUGCCAGAUAAAAGGAUAACAGCCACUCGUUUCCAGCCUCUUGCGUUCCAGCAAACGGAGAACCCCCCCCCCCCCCCCCCCCCCCUCCAUUACCCGCAAACCCUUAACUAGAAGGCUGAUUCACACGACACAGCCCUCGGGCAAAAAUUUUUUUCCCUAAUCCACUUGAGGUGGGGUAUUUCCCUCCGCCGAACUGUCGGUAUAAAUGAGUCUUGUAAAUGGGGUUCUUGGAUUUUUAUGUAGCAGACAGAAUGCUUUGUGGUGCAUUGAACCGGAUUGUGCUGUGGUUUCCACAUUUUCAUUGUGUGUACGAUGCAUUGUUAGUGUGGCGUUAAAUUAGGAUUUUCCCCACUUUGACAAGUGCCACGUUAAUCGAUUGCUUCAGAUUUAGUUAUUUAUAUGUAUACUGAAUGCCGAAUAUGUUUUCCUGUUUUAUGGGUAUGUUGAUAAGUGUAUAAUUUGUGUGUUUUCAUUCAGGACGUACGCCUUGCGCCGGGUGCAGGAUGCCUUCAGGGCGAACCGGAGCGUAGAAGACCCUAAAAUGGUGGAGCAGCUCUUAAACCAGGGCAGAGACAACCUAGACAUCAUCCGGAGACAGGUAGGCCUACCACAGACACACACACACACACACACACACAAACACUGGUUCAUGGAAGAACAAAGUUAUUCCAGCGAGGACUUAAGUAUUUUGAUGCUCACAGCAUAAUCUACUUUUUCCCCCACAAUAAUUUAUCCAAAGAAAUGUUUUCCAUUAAUCAUCCAACUCAACCAAAAUAUCACCUGGCCAGAAUACCUCGGAGUCUGUACUUGAGUUUCUAAGAACCAUGGGGGGUUAUUUUUCCCCCAUCCUCUUUACGUUGCUCACUCCCCCAGAUAUAUGUUAGUUGAGCACCUGAUUAGUGUCCACCUGUCGACUCUCGCACUGCGCCAGAGUGCUAAUCACAACUGAUGCCCUGCUGUUGGCCGCUUUGUUCCCAUAAUGCACCUCCAACCGCCCAGCCCAUCCCAUCCCAUCCCAGGGGACCAUGGCCAAGGCUGCAGCCCUCGCUCUCUCUCGGUCUCUGUCUUUCUUGGUGUCUCUCUCUUUAUUUAGCUACGUCUAUCUGUCGCUGUUUCUCGCUGUUGAUCUCUCUUUCUCGAGUUUCUCUCUGGUUCUGAGUGUAUGAUUUGCACUCCAUUCUAUUGGGCAUUGUCCUCUAACACCUAACCUUGGUUCCCCAAGGCUCUGUGUGUUGUGCUGAUAACCAGCAGAAAUUAAUGACUUGGUCCAUGACCUAAAUAAUAAAGAAGAAAGGCAAUUGGCAAAACACAGUAAUGUAUGCAUUGAGAUGCAUGCAGCUCGUCCAAUGAUAUACAUAUUGUGACGUAUAUAUUGUUUAUGUCUGUCUAUGGGCUUAUCCUCCAGGCCUAUACAAUGAGGAUAUAGAAUGAAAACCAAUACAAUUAUGUAACAUUGCUCUACAUCUCGCGAGCGUUCUUCGAAGUCUAGAGCUAAUGUCGAGAGAGACUAGUACUGUUAAGAUAGCUAAUGUGUGUGUAAGUGAAGCUGUGUGGGUGGCACUGCCCACUGCUCUGUCACUGAGCCAGAGCAGCUGCGUACGUGUGUACUUACUGUGAUCUGUGUGUGUGCUUGCAUAUCCCAGCAGAUGCGAAACAGCCUUAUGUAGAGGACAAGGCCCACGUCUCCCACACACACCACAUGCAUAUGGAUGCUCAAAUAUACACCCUUGUUAUAUACACACCAAGCAUGUCGUGACAACCUCAACCUUGUGUGCCCAAGCAAGUAUAGCACUUUUGGCACAGAGAAUAUUCUUGGCUCUCUGCCUCUCUCUCCAGCGGGCACCACAGUGUGAGUGCCAACGCAGGCGGGCAUGAGUGGCACCGCACUGUGUUUGGGUGGAGUGAGUCACACUAUGCCCACUCACCCCCUCAACCACACACACGCAGGCCCUCCUGCAUACACAUGAAGCCUUACACAACCCCGUGUAAUAUGUUGUGUGUUUGAUAAUGACAGAUUGGUGUCUUUACCACAUGCAGUACGUGUAUGUGGUGCAUUGCUGAUGGGAUAAGGAUGACUAAGCCAUUCACUUGCUCACCAAUUACUCUGUAGUCCCUGUAUACACAGCCCUCUCCAGCUUCAAAAGAAGAGGCUAGAUCUUUAUUCAUCCAUUUGCACCAAAAUGUAUUUGCCGUCAGACUGUACCCAACCUGACACACCGCACACAGAACAGAUAAAAUCAAAUCAAAUGUUCUUUGUCACAUACACGUGUUUAGCAGAUGUUAUAGCGGGUGUAGCGAAAUGCUUGUGCUUCUAGCUCUGACAGUGCAGUAAUAUCUAACAAUUACACAACAUAUAUCCAAUACACACAAAAAAGUAAGGAAUGGGAUUUAAGAAUAUAUACAUACAGUGGGGAGAACAAGUAUUUGAUACACUGCCGGUUUUGCAGGUUUUCCUACUUACAAAGCACACUUCAACUGUGAGAGGCGGAAUCUAAAACAAAAAUCCAGAAAAUCACAUUGUAUGAUUUGUAAGUAAUUAAUUUGCAUUUUAUUGCAUGACAUAAGUAUUUGAUACAUCAGAAAAGCAGAGCUUAAUAUUUGGUACAGAAACCUUUGUUUGCAAUUACAGACAUCAUACGUUUCCUGUAGGUCUUGACCAGGUUUGCACACACUGCAGCAGGGAUUUUGGCCCACUCCUCCAUACAGACCUUCUCCAGAUCCUUCAGGUUUCGGGGCUGUCGCUGGGCAAUACGGACUUUCAGCUCCCUCCAAAGAUGUUCUAUUGUGUUCAGGUCUGGAGACUGGCUAGGCCACUCCAGGACCUUGAGAUGCUUCUUACGGAGCCACUCCUUAGUUGCCCUGGCUGUGUGUUUCGGGUCGUUGUCAUGCUGGAAGACUCAGCCACGACCCAUCUUCAAUGCUCUUACUGAGGGAAGGAGGUUGUUGGCCAAGAUCACGCGAUACAUGGCCCCAUCCAUCCUCCCCUCAAUAUGGUGCAGUCGUCCUGUCCCCUUUGCAGAAAAGCAUCCCCAAAGAAUGAUGUUUCCACCUCCAUGCUUCAUGGUUGGGAUGGUGUUCUUGGGGUUGUACUCAUCCUUCUUCUUCCUCCAAACACGGCGAGUGGAGUUUAGACCGAAAAGCUCUAUUUUUGUCUCAUCAGACCACAUGACCUUCUCCCAUUCCUCCUCUGGAUCAUCCAGAUGGUCAAUGGCAAACUUCAGACGGGCCUGGACAUGUGCUGGCUUGAGCAGGGGGACCUUGCGUACGCUGCAGAAUUUUAAUCCAUGACGGCGUAGUGUGUUACUAAUGGUUUUCUUUGAGACUGUGGUCCCAGCUCUCUUCAGGUCAUUGACCAGGUCCUGCCGUGUAGUUCUGGGCUGAUCCCUCACCUUCCUCAUGAUCAUUGAUGCCCCACGAGGUGAGAUCUUGCAUGGAGCCCCAGACCGAGGGUGACUGGUUGGUAGGUGAUCAAAUACUUAUGUCAUGCAAUAAAAUGCAAAUUGAUUACUUAAAAAUCAUACAAUGUGAUUUUCUGGAUUUUUGUUUUAGAUUCCACCUCUCACAGUUGGUGUACCUAUGAUAAAAAUUACAGACCUCUACAUGCUUUGUAAGUAGGAAAACCUGCAAAAUCGGCAGUGUAUCAAAUACUUGUUCUCCCCACUGUAUAUGGACAAGCAAUGACAGAGCGGCAUGGACUAAGAUACAGAAGAAUAUUAUAGAAUAGAAUGCAGUAUAUACAUAUGAGAUGAGUAGUGCAAGAUAUGUAAACAUUUAUUAAAGUGACUAGUGUUCCAUUUCUUAAAGUGGCCAGUGAUUUCAAUAGGCAGCAGCAGCCUCUAAUGUGCUAGUGAUGGCUAUUUAAAAGUCUGAUGGCCUUGAGAUGGAAGCUGUUUUUCAUUCUCUCGGUCCCAGCUUUGAUGCACCUGUACUGACCUCACCUUCUGGAUGAUAGCGGGGUGAACAGGCAGUGGCUCGGUUGGUUGAUGUCCUUGAUGAUCUUUUUGGCCUUCCUGUGACGUCGGGUGCUGUAUGUGUCUUGGAGGGCGGAUAGUUUGCCCCCGGUAAUGCAUUCGGCAGACCGCACCACCCUCUGGAGAGCCCUGCGGUUGUGGGCGGUACAGUUGCCGUACCAGGCGGUGAUACAGCCCGACAGGAUGCUCUCAAUUGUGCAUCUGUAAAAGUUUGUGAGGGUUUUAGGUGAUAAGCCACAUUUAUUCAGCCUCCUGAGGUUGAAGAGGCUCUUUUGCACCUUCUUCACCACACUGUCUGCGUGGGUGGACAAUUUGAGUUUGUCGGUGAUGUGUACGCCAAGGAACUUGAAGCUUUCCACCUUCUCCACUGCGGUCCCGUCGAUGUGGAUAGGGGGGUGCACCCUCUGCUGUUUGCUGAAGUCCACGAUCAUCUCUUUUGUUUUGUUGAUUUUGAGUGCAAGGUUAUUUUCCUGGCACCACACUCCCAGAGCCCUCACCUCCUCCCUGUAGGCUGUCUAGUCAUUGUUGGUAAUCAAGCCUACUACUGUUGUGUCGUCUGCAAACUUGAUGAUUGAGUUGGAGGCGUGCUUGGCCACGCAGUCAUGGGUGAACAGGGAGUACAGGAGGGAGCUGAGCACGCACCCCUGUGAGGCCCCAGUGUUGAGUAUCAGCGAAGUGGAGAUGUUGUUUCCUACCUUCACCACCUGGGGGCGGCCCGUCAGGAAGUCCAGGACCCAGUUGCACAGGGCGGGGUUCAGACCCAGGGCCUCAAGGUUAAUGAUGAGCUUGGAGGGUACUAUGGUGUUGAAUGCUUAGCUAUAGUCAAUGAACAGCAUUCUUACAUAGGUAUUCCUCUUGUCCAGAUGGGAAUGGGCAGUUUGCAGUGUGAUGGCAAUUGUAUCGUCUGUGGAUCUAUUGGGGCGGUAAGCAAAUUGAAGUGGGUCUAGGGUGACAGGUAAGGUAGAGGUGAUAUGAUCCUUGACUAGUCUCUCAUAGCACUUCAUGAUGACAGAGGUGAGUGCUACACGGCGAUAGUAAUUACAUUUUUUACCAGUUACCUUUGCUUUCUUGGGUACAGGAACAAUGGUGGCCAUUUUGAAGCAUGUGGGAACAGCAGACUGGGAAAGGCAGAGAUUUAAUAUGUCCAUGAACACACCAGCCAGCUGGUCUGCGCAUGCUUUGAGGACGCGGCUAGGGAUGCCGUCUGGGCCGGCAGCCUUGCGGAGGUUAACAUGCUUAAAUGUCUUAAUCACGUCGGCCAUGGAGAAGGAGAGGCCACAGUCUUUGGUAGUGGGCCUCGUCAGUGGCACUGUGUUAUCCUCAAAGCGGGCAAAGAAGGUGUUUAGGUUGUCUGGAAGCGAGACGUCCGUGGCUGGUUUUCUUUUUGUAGUCUGUGAUUGUCUGUAGAUCCUGCCACAUACGUCUCGUGUCUGAGCCGUUGAAUUGCGACUCCACUUUGUCUCUAUACUGAUGUUUUGCCAGUUUAAUUGCCUUGCGGAGUGAGUAGCUACACUGUUUGUAUUCUGCCAUAUUCCCAGUCACCUUGCCAUGGUUGAAUGCGGUGGUUCGCGCGUUCAGAUUUGCGUGAAUGCUGCCGUCUAUCCACGGUUUCUGGUUAGGGUAGGUUUUAAUAGUCACAGUGGGCACAACAUCACCUAUACACUUCCUGAUAAACUCUGUCACUGUUUCAGUGUAUAUGUCUAAAUUAUUUUCUGAAGCUACCCGGAACAUAUCCCAGUCCGCGUGAUCAAAACAAUCUUGAAGCAUGGAUUCCGAUUGGUCAGACCAGCGUUGAAUAGUCCUUAGCACGGGUACUUCCUGUUUGAGUUUCUGCCUAAUAGGAAGGGAGAAAUAAAAUGUUUGCCGAAAGGAGGGCGGGGGAGGGCCUUAUAACCAUCCCGGAAGUUUGAAUAGCAAUGGUCGAGGAUUUUAGCAGCGCGAGUACAACAGUCGAUAUGUUGAUAGAACUUCGGCAGCCUAGUCCUCAAAUUUGCUUUGUUAAAAUCCCUGGCUACAAUAAAUGCAGCCUCAGGAUAUGUGAUUUCCAGUUUGCAUAAGGUCCAGUGAAGUUCUUUGAGGGCCGUCGUGGUAUCUGCUUGAGUGGGGAUAUACACGGCCGUGACUAUAACCGAAGAGAAUUCUCUUGGGAGACAAUACGGUCGGCAUUUGAUUGUGAGAAAUUCUAGGUCGGGUGAACAGAAGGACUCGAGUUCCUCUAUGUUACUACAAUUACACCAUGAGUGGUUAAUCAUGAAACACACUCCUCCACCCUUCUGCUUCCCGGAGAGAUAUUUAUUCCUGUCUGCGCGAUGAACUGAGAACCCAUCUGGCUGGACCGAUUCCGACAGAAUAUCCCAAGAGAGCCAUGUUUCCGUGAAACAGUGUAUGUUUGCCCGUAGUUCGUCGACUUUGUUAUCCAAAGAUUGAAGAUUAGCGAGUAGAGUACUUGGAAGCGGUGGGUGGUGUGCGCGCCUCCUAAGUCGGACCAGCAGGCCGCUCCGAGUGCCUCUUCUCCGCCGGCGAUGUUUUGGGUCAGACGCUGUAAUCAGUUCAGUUGCCCUGGGGAGAGCAAACAAGGGAUCUGCUUCGGGAAAGUCGUAUUCCUGGUCGUAAUGCUGGUGAGUUACCGCCGCUCUGAUAUCCAGUAGUUUUUCCCGGCUGUAUGUAAUGAUGCAAAACACUUUCAGAGCUGCUAAUGUAAAAAAAAAUACCAAAAAAUACAUAAAUACUGCAAAGUUUCCUCAGAGAUAGUCGCGAGGCUGCCAUCUUCGUCGGCGCCAGGUCAAUGUGCAUAGGAGCAUUAAGUGCCUUGCACAAGGGUACAAUCGCAUAUUUCCCCGUCAGCCCUGGGAUUUGAACCGGCAACCCUUGGGUUACUCGCUCGCCUCUCUAACCUCCGGGCUAGCCUCACAACCCACCGUGUUUAUCUUGCUUUGUCGCUUUUUUUUUUGCCAUUUGUUCUGUUGUCUGCUCCACCAUCAUCCCUACUCCUACACACGGUUACCAAAAAAGCCCGGGGGGGGGGGGGCAUUCAUUUUAAGCCCUACCCUUGCGUACGACGUUCAGGCCCUACCCUAUCCAGGCCCAAUUGCUUCUGCCAAAUUUAAGGGCCAGCCCGAAACCCGAUAUCAGAAAUAUCUUCCUCUGAUAGUAAAUCCAUUAGCUGCUCCUCUCUGUCAUUUGCUCCCUGGACGCUGCUCGCUAUGCAUGUUAUCUGAUAAUGGCGGCUCUGAGUAGUGUUGUUAGGAUAUGAUACCAGAUUUUCCUUGGCAAAAAAGAACACGAAGCAGGCUAAACUCUAUGGUCGUUUUAAAACCUACUUUUGUAAAAUAUUGUGUGCUAUAACUGGGUGACAACAUAAGGCUGUUUUUUCCAACAUUAGGACAGUUUUCCUCAAGAAAUUGAGUCAAGUUCAUGUUUUGUUUCCUUUGCUUCCUUACUUCCUAGUAACGCGAUACUGUUAUCGUGACAACACUAGCUCUGAGUAUCCAUAGCAACGGCUCCGCUUGGGCCGACUAGACAUGAGAGAGCAGUUAGCUACUUUUCAUCACUCUAAACUCCGACAAAAUUCAAUGAACAUUAUUAUAUAUAAUCUCUCCUGUCUUUUAUUUGACGAGGUUGAAGCACUUCUGACACCAUGUUAUGAUCUUAGUCAUAUGACUGUACUGUGCAGCAUAGCACGAGCAAAUGGGUCGGCUUCAAAAUGUUAUCAAAUUAUUAAGUCCCCUGCCCGGCCUGUCGGGCUCGGGUCGGGUAGCAGAGCUCUAGGAUAUAUACAUUAUUAAUAUGCCCCCUAUCUCAAAAUACACUUUAGUUAGGGGAGGGGGGAGGGGGAGGGGUAAAAAGCAUCAAAUCUCUGGCUUCAGGUUCAGCAAUAGCUCUCACAGCACUAGAAUCCCAUUUCUAUAACGGCGUGCUUGGCAGUGUGACGAAGGCAGGCUAACGAAUUUCAGAUCAUUUUGGCUCACACAUUUUUUUUUUAAAUGCCAUUGAUGAGUAACUCGGCUAAAAACUGUAUAUACCCAGCCACAGGACAACAAAGGCAUGUUUAUUGUAUAGCCAGGGCUCCAAGUGCAACCAUUUGGUUAGAAAUUUUAGUUGGUCACCUCACUCAACAACAUUUUUGUGGUGUCUGGCUAAAACCAUGAUUUGGUCAGACAGUUAAAGAUGCAGUCCGGGAUCUUAAGCACUUAGAAAUUCACAACAUAUUGUCAUUUUCUAUUUGUAUUUUCAGGAUGGAGCAUAUACGAAAUGGAUGACAUGGUGCACAAUUUUCAGGGACCCGUUUUGGGUAGUGAGCACCACUUUCAAAACUACUGGCUGAAAUUAUUCAAAAGCUCUGGAGCAUCACUUUAAGUAAACAUACAUUGAUUUGACUCCUGCCAUGAAAGUAUCUGCCCUGCCCCUGACAGUGCCUAUUUUAGCUGGUGGCUGUGAUGAGCGAGCCUUUUUCACUCCCUCUUCCGAAUGUGCGCUCUGAGUAUAGGGAGAGAAAAAAUGCAUUCUGAUUGUGCAACAUUUCAAAAUGCAAUUGCAGGGAAAAAUACUGCUUUGGAAGCAAGUAUACUGUUAGUUGAAGAGAGGAGGGUCUCGGCUUUCUGUGGGUAUCAGAUGUAUUGCUGAACUCUCAAUAUUGAGCGAAAUUGCACAAUUUUACAACCAACGUUUCUGGCAUGACUUUGAGAUACGGAGCCGAGUUGGCCGUUUGCGUUUCUGAGUUUUGGAGGAAGGAAAUAACUUUCUGUAUCCCCCCUAUCCCCAGCCAGUCCUAUCAAGCCCCCGGGAAAAAUUUGCUCGACUGUAUUUCCAAAAGCUGAAUGAGAUUGCUUUCGGGGCUGCACCCAUCUGUUAAUCUGCACUACUUAAAGGUGGCCAGCUUCAAUUUGAGAGGGCGAUAUAACUUCCCAUGAUAAUCCAGAUAGAGCCGUAGUGCUAAAGUUAGCAUAUUCUAAUAUUGCCAUUAUUGCUAUAAUGUAGUCCUUAUCCAUAGCAAUUUACACUUAGCAAAUGCUGUCCCUAUGUUCCCACCAAUUUAGCCGUUUGAGCCACUGUGGGGGGUUUUGUUACAUCAGACAGACAUACUCCUGGCCCCUGAUACCAGUCAUGGUGGGCUAAUCUUUCCUAUGGGGGUUUGAAAUAUCCCUUCCCUCAUGUGAGUCAUGUCAGUUACUAGUCUUUCUGCUAGACACCCCUGUUCUAACUGUCCCUUCUAUUCUUUCUCAUCUCUGCCCUUUCUUGGUCCUUUGCUGCAGUAAAUUGUCGGUCUUUGAUACGUCGGCUUGAAUGUAACUAUGAUGGAUUGCACCUGCAGGAUGGUAUUUAUGUUGGGAACCGCAGUAUGAUCUUGCCAAAACUAAUGUGGCCUUUCUCUUAAUGGGAGAACAAAUAAAAAAGAUCCCUUUGUACAAAUGCCAUUGGAUCUGCUUGAGCGUGUCCUUUUUGUUCUCUCUCUUUUCUAUUUCUCUCUGUCUGUGUGUGUGUGUGUGUGUGCCUCCAUGUACCAGACAUCGUCCGUCAGCCCGUAUCGGAUCCUUGAGAAAUGAUAUUGCCAGCGAGUGACAAUUCUAUGACCAUGACUUCCAUUGCACUCUUGCUUGAAAUAAACUAUGGAUCUGAUUUACCUAUCCAGUGUUCCCGCUAAUAUUGUACUCUGCAGGGCAAUCCUUCACAAGUGGCUGCUACUAAUGGCACUUGAUGUCAAAGCCUUUCAAUCAUUCUGUGCAAUGAAGAUGAAAUGUCAGUUUAGUGAAUUAUAUCGGACAUGUACUGUGCAGCGACACAAGGCUCUGUAGCAGGACCCAACUACGGCCCAUUCAAUCUGGCCCUCGGGAGGUUUGAUUGUUAUGGUUUUAAAAAAAACACUCCAGGCUACUCUUGAACGUCUAAAACUAGAUAAUAAUAUAAUAAUAAUAUGCCAUUUAGCAGACGCUUUUAUCCAAAGUGACUUACAGUCAUGUGCGCAUACAUUUUUACGUAUGGGUGGUCCCGGGGAUCGAACCCACUACCCUGGCAUUACAAGCGCCAUGCUCUACCAAUUGCGCUACAGAGGACCAAAGUAUAUAGAAAUUAUAAUGGACCUAUAUAUUUUACAAUAAUAGCAAUUUUCUGAAUUUCGAAAAAUCAGGACGUGGCCAAAAUGUUUGCCCACCCCUGCUCUAUAGGCUAGCCGCUACUGGCACAAUAGGGCUGUCCUAGUGAUGUGAUGUCACACUGCACAUAUAUUUCAUCAGAACCACAAACAUGGCUCAGUGGAAGUCAGAAGGCAGAAAAUCAUGGAGUGCAGCAGAGAUUGAGGGAUACAUAAUAAGUCUGCCGUGUACAGAACCAACUGUUUUCUUAGUUAUCAGGUUUCUCUUGGGUCACUUAUGGAGAAAUGGUACAGCAUCCAUCUUUGGAGACCUCGAGUAUAUUUCAGUAUCAUGUGUCCUCAUCCAAACAUCUCAUAAAGAUUGCCAAUCUCAAGAUGAAAGAAAGAUGUGUUUUGGAAGACAACGUGCAUCUCAUUAUCUUCAUAAUGAGCACACGGCAUUUUGUGUGUGAAUGUGUGUGUGGUGUGUGCAUGCACAAGUGUGUGCUUGUCUAUGUGUGUACACACUUGUACAAUUGUAUGUGUGUGGGCCUUGAACAGAGUGACUGGCAUAACCCAGUAAGCACAUUAACACAUCCGUAGGAGGCGAAAGCAUGUGUCUCCAUCACUCCUGAUUCAGGACUAAACAAGCUUUAAAUGGCUCUUCUUCCACUCUCACUGAGUGGGAAAACAGGGGAGUUGAGGAAUGUCCCCUUUGAGUCAUUACCCAUGCUGCCCCGUUGCUCUGGUCGCUGCCCCGGGUCAGAUAACCACCCACAUUGUCACAUUCACACACAGUUCUGUGUCCUGUGACUGCAAUUGAAGAUGCUAGACCGUUACAAGAGGGGAGCGAGAGAGAGUGUGCAUCAGUGGGGUGCUUAGAUAAAGAAAUGAGAUGCGGGGGGGAAUGGGUGAGGGAGAGGUUGCUGAAGCGAAGUAGAGACGGGUGCUGUAAUGGGAGAAAAAUAAACUGAAUGUAAGAGUGCUUGGAGAAAUGGCAGAUAUACAAUCAAUGUGUUUGAGGGGAUCAGUUGUUUUAAGCAAGGCAAGGUGCAAAAUCCAAUUUUGAUCACAAUGUUAUUUGGACUGUGAUUUGUAGAUCAAUGAUUCUGCACACUGAUUGCAAUGUAGUUGCUCUCAAACAUGCACAAUAUAAUGUGUCUAGAAAUGGGGUUGUCUUGACCUGAUUUGCUACUGGUCGCUAUGUUCCUUCCCUAACUCCACUACAGUGUCCUGGAGUUGGCUACAUUGCUUCAAAGGUUCAGUGAAGUAAAACAUGUGGCUCACACAACCACUUUCCAUCCAGGUACAAUGAAGAACCCAAUAAAAUUUGACCACAUUGACCCACCUGUGUUUCUCUUUUGGUUUUAAUAGAGUUUUAACAGCUGGAUCCGGACCGCUAGCCUCUUAUCCAAUAAUGCCUCUGAGCACCUGUGGGGAGUGAGGCUGUAAAGUGCCCAAUAAAAGCGGAAUUGUUUGCAGAGAGCCUGGCAGGGGCUGCCAAAUAGCACUGUGCCAAAUAUACUGCUGAGCAAGCUGGGGAGAGGUAGAUGUAUUCCUCCUGAGCUUCCACCACCGAACGUUGCAUUCUAUUCACCUCCAUCUUCUCUCCUAUAUUCCUCCUCUGGCUUCUUCGUCCUCUCAUAACUCUUCUCUCUCCCUUCCCUCAUAACUCUUCUCUCUCCCUUCCCUCUUCAUCCAGCCUCAUGCCGUUACGGAGCUGGAUUUUGAAUGGUACGUUGUCUCUUAUUUUGAAUCUGCGUAUUAGUCUGCAUACUUUCUCAAACUGUCUCUCCUGCUGCUCUUGCAGGCCUACCUUCUCACUAAAACAACGGGCUUCCUGACUGAGGCUACUCCUACUUAUUCGGAGUAG